AUAUUAUUUUUAUUAAGUUAAAGACCAAAAUCUUGAUGUUUGAUAAACAUGCUCUAAUGUGGGCUUGUGUUCGACUAAGAGUUUAUCAUACAUCACACGGGUUUAAAGUUGCUUGCCUGCUUGGUGCGUAAACCGCGUAGUUGCGAAUCUUGCGAUCGUCAACUCGUCGGUCGAUUGAAGUGGUAGGUGAGUGACUACGAGAUACGGGGGAAGUCAAUGAUCUCCAAAGAUUCAACAAAAAAGAUACUGGUAAAGCUGAAAAUCAUGGCUGAGUCAGUUAGCAGCAGUUCAACAAGAAAGCUCGUUCGAAUUGAUAUCAGUUCAGAUAAUCUAUGUCCUUGGUGUUAUGUGGGAAAAAUCAAUUUAGAUAAAGCUAUUGCUGCAUCGAAACAUCAGUUCGAUUUUGAGAUACAUUGGCACCCGUAUUUCCUGGAGCCUUGUGCCCCCAAAGAAGGUGUGAACAAGAGGGAUUUCUAUAGAAAGAAGUUUGGUUCUCGGUAUGAACAAAUUAUAAGGCACACAACUGAGGCAUAUAAGAGCCUUGGCCUGAACUAUAACAUGGACGGGUUAACGGGAAAUACGGUAGAUAGCCACAGGCUAAUAUAUUUUGCAGGGAAACAAGGGCUUGAUAAGCAACACGAUCUUGUUGAAGAGCUUUUCUGCGGAUACAUGACACAAGGAAAAUACAUAGGCGACUGGGAGUUCCUUUUGGAAUGUGCUAAGAAGGUUGGUGUGGAAGGAGCAGCCGAGUUUCUUCAGGAUCCAAACAAUGGCCUCAAGGAGGUGAACGAUGAUUUUGAAAAAUAUUCGGCACAUCUUGGUGGUGUUCCCUACUAUGUGAUCAACGGCAAACACAAGUUCAGUGGUGGGCUGCCUCCAGAAGGCUUCCUUCGAGCCUUCGAAGGUGCAUCUAAGUAACGUCUUGGAAGUUGGAACACCAUUAUUGUACGCCACUUGGCUAUUUGAUCUACAUAUUUGAACUUAUAAAAAUAAUCAUCCAAUCCUUGUAUGAUAGCUAGGAACCACGCAGCUUUGAACAACUGCGUUCCCUUCAUUGUCUUAUGUUGUAACUUUGUACUACAUAUGAGAUUCUACCUCUUCUCUUGUAACUUUACAACUUGAAUAAAUGAAUAAGUGUUCACGAAAGUUCA
Spinacia oleracea (spinach) is the source of this 1151-nucleotide messenger RNA. RefSeq lists its product as uncharacterized. The record is from RefSeq and is a predicted model, not a curated record. The coding region runs from base 217 to 918 and encodes 233 amino acids. Gene Ontology annotation, molecular function: oxidoreductase activity. The transcript is spliced from 9 exons. Lineage: Eukaryota; Viridiplantae; Streptophyta; Magnoliopsida; Caryophyllales; Amaranthaceae.